Molecule: messenger RNA, 2184 nt
Organism: Corythoichthys intestinalis (scribbled pipefish)
Lineage: Eukaryota; Metazoa; Chordata; Actinopteri; Syngnathiformes; Syngnathidae
Gene: pomk
Product: protein O-mannose kinase
Exons: 4
Coding region: 291-1352 (353 amino acids)
Biological process (GO): carbohydrate phosphorylation; protein phosphorylation; protein O-linked glycosylation
Cellular component (GO): endoplasmic reticulum membrane
Molecular function (GO): ATP binding; carbohydrate kinase activity; protein kinase activity
Source: RefSeq, a predicted model, not a curated record
GUAGCUAGUCAAAUGCGAGAAAUCUUUACCUACGUUGCAGUUAUGGCGUUAUGAUGAACGUGUCCUAAACCUUUUCAACUUGUGAAAAGGUUAAUGUGACUCAGUUGGGUUUUAGGCGUGUGUGGCGGUUGGUUGCAGUAACAGAGAAGAUAGACGGAGAGACUUGAAGUUCUACCGUAUUCCGAGAGACCCGGAGAGGAGAGCGAGAUGGACUGCUGCAAUUCGACGAGAAAACUGGGCUCCAAACGAUUACCACAGAUUAUGUAGUAGUCAUUUUAUAUCUGUACAGUAUGGGUCAUCAAGGCAGCCUUUCAAUCUACCAGAGGACUUCAUUGGUGGCGAUCUGCCUUGCAGCUUUACUCCUGAGCAACAUCUUGAUCUAUCUUUAUUUGGAUUCUGUGUAUCAGUCAGACGGACAAGCAGUCCCUACCCACGAUAGCUGUGUGACUCAAUAUUUUAAAAUGCCAACAAUGAGGAACUGCACUCCCUGGCUUAAUUGUUCCCUGAUCAAAUCAGAUGUUCGCAAGCUGAGGCUAAUCGGCCACGGUGGAGUAAAGAAGGUUUACUUGGCAGAAUGGAAGGGCCAAAAAGUGGCUGUGUCCCAAUUGUCUACUAUGGAUUACGCUGAGGAUUUUCUCCACGGAUUGUCCAUGUUAAAGGCACUGCAAGGCCCUCUGGUGGUACAGUUGGUGGGAUUUUGCCUUGAAAACCAUACCAUGGUCACUGAGUAUCAUCCACUGGGGUCACUAUUAAAUUUGAAUGCAGCACUGGCACGGGAGCAGCAAAAACAUAAAGACACUUGGCAGACAAGGCUGAUGUUGGCGAUAGACUACGUCUCUGUCCUCCAUUACCUCCACAAUAGUCCAGCUGGACGGAGGGUUAUGUGCGAUUCCAACACAUUGGAGAAAACACUUUCCCAGUUUUUGCUCACAAAUGACUUUCACUUGGUGGUGAAUGACCUAGAUGCACUACCUGAGGUGGAUAUAUCCAGGGGCUUAUUGGUAAAAUGUGGUCCCAGGGAGCUCAGUGGGGACUUUGUUGCACCUGAGCAGCUGUGGCCGUUCAAUAAUAAAGGGAAGCCUUUUUCAAAUGAACUAAUGCAUGAAUAUGAUGAAAAGACGGAUAUCUGGAAGAUCCCAGAUGUAGUUCAGUUCCUGAUAGGAAAAGUAGCUGGAGGAGAUUUGAUUCACUUCCAUCUCUUUCAGAUUCAUAAGGAGUGUAAAGCAGAAGACCCAAAACUCCGCCCUUCAGCCUUGGAUGUUUUGAUGAUUUACAAGGCGCUUUACAGCAAUAUGGCACGAGACAACACUCGCUCAUUUGAAAAGUACAGCAGUGUUGCCAAAGUUACUUGAAAAAGUAUUGAUUAUUUUAAAAGUAAGUUUGUUACUUCACUGAUUGCUUAGUUUUAAAUGCAACUGAGUUAAAUUAAUUGUUACAUUUUAGUAACAUUCAGCAGCAGCAGACAUCAGCGCCUCAAGGUAAAAUGGCAACCAGUUUUGCAAUUCAUAUAGGAAGGUAAGAACAGCAUAUUCACUCUUCAAAAAGGUGUGAACCAUUGAAAUUUCUGGGCGGCCAGAAACCACCGAGCAUGAAAUUGUUAUGUCAAACAUGUAAUUAAAUUUGAAAGGAUGUGUUUUCUAAUCUGUGUUGAAUAAAUGCAGUGAAAGUUAUUCGAUGACAUUAUGGCUAUGGAACAAAUUUUCUAAGAUGUGGACUACAAUAAAUGCACCUUAUUUAAUUAUCCUUAUCUUAUUAUGCCAACUCUAAAAUGCAAAAUGUAUUCUGUUGAUCGUAUCAUAAAGGUAUUUGCUUGUUUACUUUUUUAUUUACAAUUAGCAAUGCGUAUAGUGUUUAACAUGCUUGUUUGUCGUAUCCAAAUCCUUGUUGUAAUUAUUUAGUCAGAUUUAUAGUCAAUUAGUGUAAAAAUAUACAAACAAAUCCAAAAUAUAUAUACCGUAAUUUUCGGACUAUAAGCCGCUACUUUUUUCCUUCAUCCUGCGGCUUAUAGUUCAGUGCAGCUUAUUUAUUGAUUUAUUUGGGUUAAUAGUAGGGAUGGGCAUCGAGCAUCGAUGGGAACCGGUUUUAUCACUCUGAUGCUCCCGGAAUCGUUUGAAUUUUUAAGUUCAAAGACUAAUAUUUAUAUACAGGUUAAAAUUAGCCAUGUGGAAGUUCAUAUAAUUUAAA